Molecule: messenger RNA, 906 nt
Organism: Rhagoletis zephyria (snowberry fruit fly)
Lineage: Eukaryota; Metazoa; Arthropoda; Insecta; Diptera; Tephritidae
Product: gustatory receptor 8a-like
Biological process (GO): sensory perception of taste
Cellular component (GO): membrane
Source: RefSeq, a predicted model, not a curated record
AUGUUUAAUCGAAUUCCCAGCGUGCUGCGUUUUUAUAUACGUCUCUUUCAAUUCAUCGGCUGUUUCGACGCCUCCCUGCGCACCCAGUCAAAUGAGCAAAAGCUUGCUGAGCAUCGUCUUGUCACCUGGACCAAUCUACUUUUGCUGGUAUUUUCCUUGACGACAGUGAACACCUUUUUUCGACCACAUGCAUUUCUCUUCAUCACCGAAAGUUUUGGUUACUUUGUGGAUGCCUUAAAGGUGUGCAUAGCCCAGCUUACUGUCUCAAUCAUUUACAUAGAAACGGUAUUUCGUCGGUGUGCGUUGCAAAGAUUUUGGCAGAAGUACGCACUGUUAAAUCAGUAUACAAUGGAAGGUGCUCAAUCCAGAGAAAGGAAUUGGCCUAGUCAAUUGCGUGUACAUCGUCGAUUUCUUAACAUGUUUUGGGGCGUGACGGUAUUCGACUUGAUAAUACAGAUCGUUUACUUAAUAUUUCGACAGAAAAACGAUCAUCUUCUACAAUUUUGGGCCAUGUUUACUCCGUAUACUUAUAUAGUACACCUACGGAAUAUGCAAAUAAUUUUUCAUAUCGAAAUUAUGCGCCUCGAGCUUGAGAAGUUGCGUAACGACAUUGGCCUACUGGCAGAGUACACAUGCUUUGCGCGACGCGUGGUGCCUUUCGCGGGUUUUGAAGAUUUUGUGCGUCGGAAGUUGGCCGAGAAGCAGUUAGUGUUCCAGCAUAUUCAUGAGAUGUUUAAUUACUUUCAACAAGCGUUUGGCGUAUCUUCUAUAGCAGUCCUCCUGAUGACUUAUGUUCGCUUGGUCGUCGAUGCUUACUUCAUGCUGUACUAUCAAGCUAAAAGCUGGGAGUUUCUAGGUAAUACGGAAAUCGUUUAUGUACUAAAGACUAUAGACCAUUUUUAUUAA